GUGCUGUUUAGAUCGCCAUGCGUGCUGUUAGGCGCACUUCUUGUUUACAACCGGGUCAAUUUCCUAGUCCCCGUAAAUUUAAGCAUAAUUCGGCGAUUUCUUCGAGGAUAUAACGCUGCCACGCAUGGCCGCUUCAUCGGGAAAGACCCCAGCCCUUGAUGCGGACCCCGAUCCCAGCCUGUUCUCCGCCACCGUGGUGGCCGGGCUCAGGAACCUGGGAGGCAUCAUCUCGCCCCCGCUGACCAAGCUGCUCAUCGCUAACUCCCUGAAGCUGACCCUCCAUCCGGAUGCCACCAUUGCUUCCGUCCCCGAGCUCUACGCCAGCAAUGCCGCCUGCGCCAAACAGAGCGAGUACGCGGUGGUUGCCCUGUACGCCCUGGCCACCAAGCACGGCUGGGACGGCCUCCAGCUCCGCCAGCAGCUGGAGAAACUGGCCUUGGAGGCAGGCACUGUCGACGAGCUGAGCCGCGUGUUCGAGGACAGCCGCAAGGACCUGAUCCUCCGUCAGGUGCAGCUGGGCCACAACUUCCCGCACAUCACCGACAUCCAGUGGCGCAUCGUGUGCGACGUCAAGUCCUCUACCUCCGACUGCAGCACCGGCGUGGCGAACUUCCACAUUAACCUGGGCCACUUCAAGACGAGCAGCGGCGAGCGGGAGACCAUCGUGGAGUUCGUCUGCAAUGCCGAGGAGCUGCAGUCGUUGAUCAACCGCCUCAAGGAGAUCGAGCGCCAUUGCCACCAGAUGGCCUUGGCCUAGAACAAGCCAGCUUUCAACAUUCUUAUCGAUUAUAUUUCGCACAGCAUAUGUAACACCAGCAUUUGUCGGCUAUAUACAGUGUCGGGAACAGAAAACCUAAA
Molecule: messenger RNA, 858 nt
Organism: Drosophila biarmipes
Lineage: Eukaryota; Metazoa; Arthropoda; Insecta; Diptera; Drosophilidae
Product: COMM domain-containing protein 3
Exons: 2
Coding region: 125-757 (210 amino acids)
Biological process (GO): sodium ion transport
Source: RefSeq, a predicted model, not a curated record